Cucurbitaria berberidis CBS 394.84 is the source of this 2562-nucleotide messenger RNA. Its product is annotated as cap binding protein. Bases 1 to 2562 code for a protein of 853 amino acids. Lineage: Eukaryota; Fungi; Ascomycota; Dothideomycetes; Pleosporales; Cucurbitariaceae. The record is from RefSeq and is a predicted model, not a curated record. Gene Ontology annotation, cellular component: nucleus; nuclear cap binding complex. The transcript is spliced from 6 exons. Gene Ontology annotation, molecular function: RNA cap binding; mRNA binding. Gene Ontology annotation, biological process: mRNA export from nucleus; nuclear-transcribed mRNA catabolic process, nonsense-mediated decay.
AUGGCAGACGUAGAUGUCAAGGAGGAGCGCGAUGAGAGGAGAGAUAGGGGUGGAAACCGUGGGAACCAGAAAAGGCGCCGUGAUGAUGACGGAGACAACCACUAUCGCGGCGAUGACCGCCGUGGACCUCAGCGACGUCGCCACGAUGACGGCCCUCCCCGCCGCCGAUACGAAGAGCCGCCGUUCCCCAAGCUGCGCCGACUCCUACUGAACAUUGCCAGUUCCACCAAACUGCCCCAAGAUGAGGCUAUUGAGAUCGCAAAGUACUUUGGGGAACAAUUUGACGAUGAGCGCCUCAGGUCCGACUUCUUCGACGUCUUUGUUCAGCUUAUCAUCGAGCAGCCGUUCAAGAUCCCUUUCGUCGCAGCGGUAGCUCUCUACGGAAAUGAUGUCAAGCCUGAGAUCACAAUCGAAGCCAUGAAGCGUGUUGGAGAACGCGCGCAAGAGGCACUGAACGCUGGCGAGUGGAAGGAGUUCAAACUGCUGCUGCGCUUCUUUGCUUGUCUGCAGUCGCUUUAUCAGGACGACGGCGUCUUUACAUUCUUGGGACAGCUAUUCGACACGGUCGUUGAUCUUCAGAGUGCAAACGAAAAUGAUGUUGUUGGCAUCGAGCUCGUCAAGAUCAUCCUUCUCACCAUACCCUACGCCCUAGUCGCCGGUGGAAGCCGCUUCCAUGAGCAAGCACAGCAAUUGCUCAAGAACACCGGCAUCGUUGCUGGAAACGCGGUUCCUAUCGAGAGCCUCAUCCAUUCAUACGUUGGCGAUUUCGAAUCGAAGCCAGUGGAGUACCACAGUGUGAUCGGUCUCCUCCAGACACAGCUCUCAAACGAGUCGGAAAACGGAUUCGAACUUAGGUGCCUUCCGCGAUUCGAUCCUGAAGCCCUACGUAGGGCCACAGCAGAAGAGGAUGCCUUGCCCACCGCGCCACAGACACACGCCUUCCCGACUUUCACCAUCCCAUCACCUGUCAAUCCUGGCCCGAGACCCGUCUUCCCCGAAGCGUACUUCUCUCUCUUCGCAGAUCAGGAAGUCGACACUGUUCCCAAGACCUCUGACAUUGCCUCAUCUCUCGUUCGAGAUGCUAUUGUUGACACGAUCAAUCAGCUAGACUUCAACCGCGAGAUGGUUGCCAAGUUCCUUGUAGAUGUGGACUGCUAUUGGUCUAUUGACAUCUUUGCAAAGCGUGGCACACCAUUCGACAAGUUCCGCGAGUCAGUAGGUGACAAGAUUCAGUACAAGUCCGAAGACAUGAUCAUCGACGCAAUCUACUCGCAACUGUUCAAGCUUCCCAGUGCGGAGCAUAAGCUCGUCUACUACCACGCCCUUAUUACACAGUGCUGCAAAGUCGCCCCUGCUGCAAUUGCCCCUUCGCUGGGCCGAGCUAUUCGCACGAUCUACAAAAAUCUGCCCAUGAUGGAUCUCGAGCUGGGAUAUCGAUUCCUGGACUGGUUCUCGCAUCACCUUAGUAACUUCGAGUUUCGGUGGAGAUGGUCGGAAUGGCUUGAUAACCUUGACCUUUCGAAUCUGCACCCAAACAAGGCUUUUAUUCUUGCCGUGCUCGACAAGGAAAUCCGUCUAUCUUUCGCGAAGCGUAUUCGAUCAACCCUCCCUGAACCCAUGCAUUCGUUGAUCCCGGAACGACUUGAUGCCGAUAACAGCCCCGACUUCAAGUACGACAAUCAACAAACACCGUAUGCUGCUGAAGGCCAGACCCUGCUUGCCCAGCUUAGAAAGAAGGCCCCCGCAGAAGAUAUUCAGGUGACCAUCGACAAAAUCCACGUGCAGGCGCUUGAGCAGGGCAUCUCAGAGGUUCUUGUACCUUCCACCGAUGCCUUUGUCACGGCUAUCUGCCGCCUUGGUGCCAAAUCGCUAUCCCACGUCCUGUCCUGCAUCGAGCGAGGCAAAGACCGCUUGCUGGAAAUCUCCCAGAACGAAGUAGCCCGCCGUCAGAUCGUGGCAAGCGUGGUCGAGUAUUGGAAAGACCAGCCCGGUGUUGCUGUUAGGAUUAUCGACAUUCUACUUAACUACACCAUCCUUGCACCGAUGACCGUGGUCCAGUGGGUGUUUGGCAGCCACAUGGGUGCCGGCGAGGCGCUGACUGAGAGCUGGGUCUUCGAAAUGGUCUCCAACACUGUUGCCAAGGUUACGAACCGUAACCGCCAGAUAGCCUCAGCGCGUCUGCAGAAGGGACUGCCACAGGAGCAGAUUGAGAUGGUAGAAGCCACGCUCGCCAAGGACCGAGACAAUGCGCGCGAACUAUUCAAGUACAUUGAAGACUGUAUGCGAGGUGUUGCAGAGGGCGCUGCGGAUGGACUGCUGGAGAAGCAGACCAAUGGUGCGCUGACGGAGGAUGAAGCCCAGCUCAUCAAGGCUUGGGGCAAGCGCUGGCAUACUGUUUUUAUCCGCAAAGGACAGGUGGAAGAGUCGGUCGUUGGCGAGGAGGCGGUUGAGGCGAGGAUCAGACUCCUGGCUGCAGAGCCGGAUGCUGUGGUUGACGAGAUGGAAGAUGUAGAUGAAGUGAAGGAGGCGACGAAUGGAGAGGCGCAGAUGAGUCUCCCCUAG